This is a messenger RNA of Danaus chrysippus (African queen), 828 nucleotides long. Lineage: Eukaryota; Metazoa; Arthropoda; Insecta; Lepidoptera; Nymphalidae. The record is from the annotation of a GenBank genome assembly.
CUGACAACACGGGAUAGUCAAACAUUUAAAUACAUGUGUGUUCGCAUUUGGCUGGAGGUGGGUCACUCUUGUGAGCCUCGUCGUUCCGCGGGGGGCAGAGCCCUAGCGCUCGACUGGCGGGUUUGGGUGAGGGGCGCGCGAGGAGACAUCAGCGGGUUCGUCCACAAGGUCGUGUUCAAACUACAUCCACCUACCGCCUUCGUAUACCCCAAGAGAGUGAUACAAGAGCCGCCGUACGAAAUCCAAGAGUCUGGAUGCGCUUCCAUCACCAUACCUAUAAAAGUGUACCUGAAGUACAGCAGCAAACCAAAGAAAAUCUGCCUCAAAUAUAGUCUUCAUAUAGAGAACAAUAAUAAAGCGAACUCAGAGUCACGAUGCGUUUAUUACGACUUUGAAAACCCAUCGGAAAUUCUCUGCAGUGCAUUGAUGAAGGGCGGCGGAGAAAUACUCGCUAGAUCUGGAUCAAACACGGGCAAACUGGUCGUAUUAUUCGACGAACGGACCAAAACUAAAGUGAAGAGAUACAAGUUCAUUGAACCCAUACGCUGCAAACACGCGUCCAAGACGAAAACAUCUUUAAUAGAUGAAAUAUGCUUGAAAUGCGGCAGUUCCAUCAGCACGGAUAUUAGAAAGCAGUUACGGACAGUCGAUAUGACGGAGAGUGAAAUAAAUCGCGUGUCUCAAUUGUAUUUAGCUUAUAAUAGUUACGAGAAGUCUUUGAAUUCGUUGACUUUGCCGCCAUUAUCCGAUCCUAUAUAUAAAAUACCAGAACUACCGGCUUCCUUACGUAGUGCUCUGACAAGCGUCGAAGCUGACUACGCGAUAUAA